This is a messenger RNA of Anisakis simplex (herring worm), 1020 nucleotides long. The record is from the annotation of a GenBank genome assembly. Lineage: Eukaryota; Metazoa; Nematoda; Chromadorea; Rhabditida; Anisakidae.
UGGUUGCUGUUCGAUUACGCUGAACACGACCUAUGGCAUAUUAUCAAGUUUCAUCGAGCUGCAAAACAGAAGAAGCAGCCUGUACUUGUACCGAAGGGAAUGGUCAAGAGUCUCCUAUAUCAAAUUUUGGAUGGUAUUCAUUAUCUGCACUCAAAUUGGAUCCUCCAUCGAGAUUUGAAACCAGCGAAUAUCUUGGUAAUGGGAGAAGGGCCUGGAGUGGAACGAGGAAGGGUGAAAAUAGCCGAUAUGGGGUUUGCGAGGAUAUUCCAUAAUCCGUUGAAACCACUGGCUGAGCUCGAUCCUGUUGUUGUAACGUUCUGGUAUCGAGCACCUGAGCUGCUUCUAGGUGCUAAACACUAUACUAAGGCGAUAGACAUAUGGGCAAUUGGUUGCAUAUUCGCCGAAUUGCUCACCUCUGAGCCGGUGUUCUUUUGUCGUGAAGAGGAUAUCAAAGCUUCAAGCCCGUACCAUCAGGAUCAGCUGAAUCGAAUCUUUUCCGUAAUGGGCUAUCCGUCGGAAUCCGAUUGGCAAGAUCUGAAAAAAAUGCCCGAGUAUCAGAAACUUACUCAAGACUUCAAGCGUGCCAAUUAUGCGAAUUGUACUCUACAAAAACAUAUGGAUAAGCACAAGAUCAAAGCAGACACGCGGUCAUUCUCGUUAUUGCAACGUCUCCUUACAAUGGACCCGAUCAAACGAGUUACUGCACAAGAAGCUAUGGACGAUCCGUAUUUUAAGGAAGAUCCUCGUCCAACAGCAGAUGUCUUCAGUGGCUGUGACAUUCCAUAUCCGAAGAGAGAAUUUCUCUCGGAUGACAAUGACGAUAAAAGCGCUUCUGCAUCUAAAACUCAACAACCGCCACCACCGCAGCAAAGUCAGCAGCAGAACAUUGGUGUGCACCCUCAACAACCGAUCAUGGAACCGGCCGCGAAGAAGAUGCGUAUGCAGCAGAAUCAACAAAUGCCACCCACACAACCUCAGGUCUGUAAAUUUCUUUGCCUUUCUAUUGUGUUCCUUCUGUGA